Molecule: messenger RNA, 692 nt
Organism: Laetiporus sulphureus 93-53
Lineage: Eukaryota; Fungi; Basidiomycota; Agaricomycetes; Polyporales; Laetiporaceae
Exons: 3
Coding region: 222-647 (141 amino acids)
Source: RefSeq, a predicted model, not a curated record
UUACACCGGCGCGGCUAGCGUGGCAGGAAAGGAGCGAGCACACGAGCUACGGUGAACAUGUGCGCGUAACACCGGACCAAAGGGACAAGGGACGGCGGAUUGGGUGCCAAUUGGACCAAGCAUGGCGGAAGCCAAUUGGACAAGCGUGGAGGAGUGGAGUGGAGAUGAGCCGGAACGCACGCGAGAGUUGCUUCUGCCAAUGAUCAUAGGUGAUCGCGCGGAUGUCCGAGUUUUCAAUGAUAGCAAGCUUCAUAGCUCCUCUCUUCGACGUCCAUUACUGCUCGUCUUCGCGAUUGGUGCCACCGAGCUGCGACUCCUCUCUGGACAGCGUCCACCCUUCGCGAGCAUAUUUAGCCGUGGGAGGACGAAAGUUGAGACGGAGAUGUCGGAUUCGCGAGGCAGAGUCGCAGACGGGGGUGUUGCUUCGUCAGCAUAACGCUCCAACACUACGGACGCUACUGGCACGCCGCGGAGAAGGCGAAGCCAAGCCACUUGACGAACCUUCGCAGCAGGUGAUCGCUUGGUCAUGGAGACCCUUGCGCUUCGACCCAGCGAAACAUACAACAUCCCCUUGCGUCCGCUUGUGCACGCACUUGGACGAUAGAAUGGCUAUCGCGCGUAGCAAGGGCCAAGCUUGGUUGCUGUGAACGGGAUGACGAACAGGGUCGCCAACAGUGACGGAUAUUCAGGCG